Messenger RNA from Musa acuminata AAA Group (dessert banana), 987 nucleotides. RefSeq lists its product as uncharacterized. Lineage: Eukaryota; Viridiplantae; Streptophyta; Magnoliopsida; Zingiberales; Musaceae. The transcript has a single exon. The record is from RefSeq and is a predicted model, not a curated record. The coding region runs from base 634 to 852 and encodes 72 amino acids.
GAGGUAGAAGCAGAGGAGUCUGUUCUUGUGAGGAUGAGGAGAAUUCAUAGAAGAAACAGGUUGGAGAAGGCAUGGGAAGAACGGUAGACACACUAACAUGCAUUGGAUGAUGCACGAAGAACAGAAUCAUGUUGAUAGUUAAUCCUUGUUUGCCACCAAAACACUGCUACUUUACUUCAGAUUUGUUUUAAUGGGUGGAUUUGGAAUUGUCCUCUUGCGACAUGUGCUUUCCAGAGCAAGAUUAACGACCACGUGGCUCUGGAAAUGCCUCGUAAUUAUCUCUACAGAGAGGUCAACGAAAAACUAAUUAUCAUUAUGUUCAAAGUAAGACAUGAUUAGGACGGUGUCAUUAUAAACACGUUACGAGAUUGUUCUACCUAGAAGCUUCCAUGCGUCCCCUGGAACUCCACACGUGGCGAAGAUGCAUUUGCCGAGUCAAGCGUCAGUGAGCUUCUCUGCCGCGGAGCCACAACGUGUCCAUCUCCUGCCACACAAUCGCCACACGUGUCUCCUGUCAGCAGGUAUGUAAAUAUCGUGGUCGCGCGUGCUGAGAGCCGCGAGCAUCACGGAAGUGUGGUAUUGACUCAACCAGCGACAGGGGAGCGAGAGGAGGAAGAGGAUACGUGGGGGAAGAUGGUUCCGGUGUGCGUGCAGUGCGGGACGAGGACCAACCCGUGCCGGUGCAAGGUGGUGGGGCCGACACUGGGGUUCCUGGCGUUCGCGGCGGCGGCCGCGGUGGAGUGGCCGGUGGGGGCGGUGGUCUACCUCUUCCGCCACAUGAAGGGCCGGCGGAUCAUGGCCCACCCUGCCGCCGUCGUCUACCCCUCCGUCGCCAACGCCAUCCCCAUUUGAUCCGGCGCUACCCUCCCCCGGUUAAGUCGAUCUCGAAGUGUGUAUGAGUGUCUAAUGUCUCGGAUAGCUAAGUAUUGCUUCAUGUUGUACUGCUGUUGACAGCAAGAAUAAAUUGGAGGAAGCUUUCCUGUUGAA